This is a messenger RNA of Fusarium mangiferae, 1185 nucleotides long. RefSeq lists its product as uncharacterized. Bases 1 to 1185 code for a protein of 394 amino acids. Gene Ontology annotation, molecular function: flavin adenine dinucleotide binding; tRNA dihydrouridine synthase activity. Gene Ontology annotation, biological process: tRNA processing. The record is from RefSeq and is a predicted model, not a curated record. NCBI's taxonomy places the organism in Eukaryota, Fungi, Ascomycota, Sordariomycetes, Hypocreales, Nectriaceae. The transcript has 5 exons.
AUGUCGAUCGGUGAGAAGUGUGAGUCUGACCAUCCACUCAAAAUCUUUGAUGUGGCUAGGAAACAGGAUCGUUUCUUAUAUGCUCUUGCGCCCAUGGUUCGAUAUGGAAAGUUGGCAUUUCGACAAACAGUUCACAAAUAUGGAGUUGAUUUAUGUUGGUCUCCUAUGAUCCUUGCCAAGGAGUUUAAUCGAAGCAGUUUUGCCCGAGACAGCGGUUGGUCACAGUAUGAGCAUUUGACUAUCUCUACUACACCAAAUCAACCACCAACUAUCGUGCAGUUCGGCGCAAACGUCCCCCUGGAACUUGCUCGUGCAUCAGCUCUCGUUGCGCCUUAUACCCAAGGCGUCGAUCUCAACUGCGGAUGCCCACAGUCAUGGGCUUGUGCUGAGACGCUAGGUGCUGCAUUGAUGAACCAUCGUGAGUUGGUAAGGGAUAUGGUGGUUGAAACUCGACAGCGUCUGGAGAGUGAUGGAUGGGGUGUUGGCCUUGAAAAGGACAUUGACAGUCCCAAAGGCCGAAGUGUGAGUGUGAAAAUCAGGAUUCACAACGAUCUCAGGCAAACCAUGGACUUCAUAGACACCGUGAUAGGUCACCCACAAAACCGCCAGAUUGACUGGAUCACCAUUCACCCUCGGACAAGAUCAACCCCAUCAACCACACCAAUCAGGACCGAAGCCCUCGAGAUCUUGACAGCCAAGUACUCGAAAAUACUCCCAAUACUUCUUUCAGGGGAUGUAUUUGACCUCAACACUCUCCCUUUUCAACCCACCAUCACCACCAAUAAUGACUCUCCCCUCCCCUCACUAGACAAACUUGUUCUCGGCGACACCAACUCCGCUGUGAACAUGCCACGCCCUAGUAACACCCAACUCUCUGGAUUCAUGUCCGCCCGCGGUCUCCUUGCUAACCCAGCCAUCUUCGCUGGCUACUCGGCUUGCCCAUGGGAAGCUGUUGAAACCUUCAUGUGCAAGGUUGCAAAGGCCCCUGUGCCAUUCAAGCUGGUACAACACCACAUUAUGGAAAUGACAGCGCCGGGCAUGGGGUCUGACAAGGCAUCGCUUCUUGAUAAGAAGGAGCGCGCGGAACUCAUGAAGUUGGCCAACACUUGUGAGAUCAUGGACUUCCUCGAUGAGAAGAUUGAACAAAAGACGGGGAGAGAUGGUGGCAUGAGACGAGACCUAUGA